Talaromyces amestolkiae is the source of this 2388-nucleotide messenger RNA. RefSeq lists its product as uncharacterized. The record is from RefSeq and is a predicted model, not a curated record. Gene Ontology annotation, biological process: vesicle-mediated transport. Gene Ontology annotation, cellular component: Mon1-Ccz1 complex; intracellular membrane-bounded organelle. The coding region runs from base 1 to 2388 and encodes 795 amino acids. Lineage: Eukaryota; Fungi; Ascomycota; Eurotiomycetes; Eurotiales; Trichocomaceae. The transcript is spliced from 6 exons.
AUGGUUGACGAAUCUCUCUCCGUCGUCCCGGCGCAGCUCGCGUUCCUCACCAUCUACAACCCCUCUUUGGGAACGACAGACGAAACGCUGCAGGACCAGAUCGUCUUCUACUAUUCCUCAUCGCAGCAAGCUAGCCGGAUAUCGAACAGUGCAAAUGAUUCACCAAAUAUUCCUUCUACCGAGCAGCAGGGUAUCAAGGAUGACACAAAUGGGAGGUUGCGCAAAAUUGGCCUGGCGCAGGGCAUGGUAAAUUUCGCAAAAAAUUUCUCUAACGGCCAGCCUGUUGACAGUGUCGAGACUGAAAAGUCGCGCAUCGUUCUCCAUGAACUAGAGAGCGACUGGUGGAUACUGGCUUCCAUAGAUCUCACCCGAAUAUCAUCUCCAAAUACCAUUAAUGCGUCUUCUGAAACUUCUCCAUCCGUCGAAUAUUCCUCGCGAGAAAUAUAUCCUCCUCGAUCCCUCAUCCAACAACUACGACGAGCGCAUUCGAUAUUCCUCUUACACCAUGGCGAUUCAUUGAGCACCAUCUAUCAACGUAUCGGAAGAGAUUCUUUCUGCAAGCUCCUUGGUCGUUUCUGGAAUAAAUUUGUCCGUCACUGGCUCGUACUUCUCAACGGCAACCCAGCGGUGGAUGUUUUCAAUGGCGUAAAACUGGCUGUGGGUGGAGAACUUGGGAUUGGCGUCGGCGAAGAAGAAUGGGGUAGUGGUGAACGAGAAGUUCUUGAGGAUUAUGUUUCGCGCACAAAUGGUCUUGUUGAUCUCGUCGUCUCCCGUUUCGGAGAUGCACCGUCGCAGCCGUCAGCAUCGCCGUCGAAAGGAACACCAGGAAGAGAUCAGGUUGAACCUGAUAACUGGCUGGGGCUAGAUCAGACUCCACGGCCGUCAGAUGGUGUUAUAUUCUCAGGUGUCGGUGCUAUCUCGCGGCGAUCUCUGUCUAGUAUAUCGCAUUGGAUGGAAUGGAUCUAUAGAUACGGUGAGGCUGCAUAUGGCGUCGAUGAAAAUCCUAGUUCAGGUCGUUCUCGCAAGCAAAGAAGGGCUAGACAUAAGGCUGCUACUGCAUCUCCUCAACCAACGGGUCUGAGGAAGUUGGACCCGAAACCAGAGCCUCCAAGUGGGAGAACAUCACCGGGUAUCCCGCCGCCGUUGGUCGUGGGCACUCCUCCGACUGUGCAGAGCUUGUCAACAAACGAUCAAACUACUGAGGAAGGCGGAAUAAGUGCCGAAACGGUUAUGAAAUAUCUAACAUUGGGCUAUGGCUCAGCAUGGAAGAUUCCGGGCAUAUCAGCCAACGCGUCCAAUGACGCCACAAUAUCUGCAAAGGCUGGUGCAGAGAAUGGUGCUUCUCAAGACACAACAAAAAAAAGCGAUGGAGAUGCAACCCAAGGAAAAUUUAUCAUUGGUCUCAGAGAGGACCUUGAGGAGGAUUUGUCUGAUGAAGAUAAUCCGAAUGAAAGCGUCUUCUUUCUUCCACAGAAUCCAGAGGAUAAGAACAGGCGUACUCUAUUACGCACGCUACAGGUCGAGGUGGCCGAGUCAGCGUCAUAUGACAACGGCGAGGAUACAUUUACAGACCAAGUACACAAAAAACUCCAAGUUUUGGUUUAUGUGCGACAACCAUUCAUGUUCACAUUCCUCUUCGACCUCCACACACCAUCUCUCACCCUUCCAUCCUUCUACCGCAGCAUCCACCACCAACUCGGCCCCUUACAAAGACCACUCUUAACAUCCACAUCCCCGCUCAACGUCACCCGGCGAAUCUACUUCUCAGACAGCGACGCAGGCGAAAAGAAACGAUCAUCAUCCGUAAUCAACAACCCCAUCUACGAUCUUGUCUAUGACCCAGGGAAUCUGACAGUAAGAUCGUCUAUUCCCAACAUCCCAGAACCAGGUUCUCUUAGCCCUGGUCACAACCACGAACGACAAACGCACUGGUCCCGCCUCGAAGCGCUGAAUGUGCACAGUCAGUUCCUCAGUACAUAUAUCGAGACUCGCUCUCGACCCCUAGAAACGGAACGGACAUGCAAGACCAGUCGAGGAUGGUGGCUAAUAUGGGUUCGCAUCCAUGACUACCAUUCACUCCCAGACCAAAGCCAAAACAAUUCCUCACCACCAUCGAAAGAAGCCUUCCUAAUCCGCAGAGCAUCAGACGCCCUCUCAUCCACCGGCUCCGGCGGCGGCAUAUCAGGAGCCCGACACGGCCGCGAAGGAAGUAGCGGAAUCAGAUUCCUGCGCGAUCUCAGCGGCGCAUCAUCUUCUUCACCGGCCACUGGUGCAGCAGCAGCAGGAGGGUCUGGGAAUGAUAGUGCCUCAGCUCCGGGAAGACUUACGGAAGGAUUGGGGUUUGAUGCUCAUCGAUAUAUUGAGAGUUUAUUGAGUUUAAACCGAUGA